Peromyscus californicus insignis is the source of this 8284-nucleotide messenger RNA. It is a transcript of the gene Hbz, whose product is annotated as hemoglobin subunit zeta. Gene Ontology annotation, cellular component: hemoglobin complex; haptoglobin-hemoglobin complex; blood microparticle. Lineage: Eukaryota; Metazoa; Chordata; Mammalia; Rodentia; Cricetidae. The record is from RefSeq and is a predicted model, not a curated record. Gene Ontology annotation, molecular function: oxygen binding; iron ion binding; heme binding. The coding region runs from base 7186 to 7614 and encodes 142 amino acids. Gene Ontology annotation, biological process: oxygen transport; hydrogen peroxide catabolic process. The transcript has 3 exons.
UCUCCCCGGGCCUGAUAACGCUCAUCCACUCUCUUCAGAGCUGCCUGUUCUGGACAGUUACUGGACAUGGAAUCACAAUGCACAACUUGGUCAGUCUCACUUUCUAUAAUGUUUUCAAGGUUUAUCCAUGUCGCAGUGUGUAUCAUCCCUUCAUUUUUAUGGCUAAACAGUGUCUCAUUGCAGGGGAAUACCAUAACUAUAAUAUGUCUGUCAUACAUUGAUGGGCAUCUAAGGUGUUUCCAACCUCAGGGUAUUUCAGAUAGAAAGAUAUGACAUUUUUCCAACAGGUCAACAAAUUCACAAAUUGACUACGUCAAAAUUAUUGCUUAUUAUUUUGUUAAUUAUUAAGUUUAAAAUUAAAACUUAUUGCUGGGCAGUAGUGGUGUACACCUUUAAUCCCAGCACUUGGGAGGCAGAGGCAGACAGGUCUCUGCGAGUUCAAGACCAGUCUAAAAAAAAAAAAUUACCAACUUCUUUAUUUUUUUUUCCUUCUUCUUUGAGACAAGCUCUCUGUCCUGGAACACACUAUAAAGCCUGACCUCAAACUCACGGCAAUCCUCCAGCUUCAGCCUCCACAAAACUUAGUAUUACAACUGUGUGCCACCACUCACAGCUUGAGGUUAGACACUGUCACUGUUACUUGUCAGAAUGAGGCAGAGCUGAGCCAGGCGGUGGUGGCACAUAUCUUUAAUCCCAGCACUCAGGAGGCAGAGCCAGGUGGAUCUCUGUGAGUUCGAAGCCAGCCUGGUCUACAGAGCGAGAUUCAGGACAGCACCAAAGCUACGCAGAGAAACGCUGUCUCAGAAAAAAAAAAUGAGGCGGAGCUGGAGAUGUGUCUCAAUGCAGAGCGUCUACCUAGCAUGGGCAAGGCCCGAGGUCGAUUUGCAGUGGAAGGAGGUGCUACAACCACAGAGUUGGGGGUGAUGAAACGCAUGUAAGACUGACAAGGAAAUAUAUCCAGAGUAUUUGUCAAGUUCUGACACAUCAGUGAGAGCAGCACAAUGGGAGAACGUGCGUCAGUUAGAUACUUCAGGAAGAGGAAAUCCAGCAGCCAGGGAAGUUGUGCAAAGGGCACAGCCUCACUCACCACCAGGAAACCACAAGAGAAAUCACUGUACUCCAAACCAGAAAGACUAAAUUAGAAGAGACUAGAAGACCAACAGUGUAAGAUUCUUGGGAGGGAAACUCACACCACCAGGGGAAAUAUAAAUUGACCAACUAUAGGGGCUGGAGAGAUGGCUCAGCAGUUAAGUGCACUGACUGCUCUUCCAGAGGACCCAGGUUCAAUUCCCAGGACCCACAUGGCAGCUCACAACUGUCUGUAAGUCCUGUUCCAGGGGGGUCUGACACCAAUGCACAUAAAAUAAAAGUUAAAUAAAAAAUUGACCAGCUAUUUGGAAAAGUCCAGUGUUCUUUUUCUGACUUUGAAAGUCCAAGGGGUGGAGCUCAGUUGGUAGAGCGCUUGCCUAGCAUGCAUGAAGCCUCAGGUUCAAUCCCCGGCACCGCAUAAACUGGGUGUGGUGGCACAUGCCUGUAAUCCCAGCACUCAGGAGGUAGAGGCAGAAGAAUCAAAAAUUCAGAGGUCAUCUGUGGCUACCUAGGAAGUUUGAGGCUAGCCUGGGAUACACGAGACCCUGUCAGAGUUGGAGUGGAGAAAUCAGGGAGGGAGAAAAAGGGAGAUUUGAGUUGUUUCCACUUCGGACUAUGAUCAAAAAUAUUGUUACGCUAGCCCUGACUGGAGACCAGCCGUUGGUUAUACUACAGCUGUUGGUUUCAAGAGCAGCCUAGAGGACUGUCUUCCUGUGGUUUAUUGGCUGUUCUAAACCCAAAAGAGGCCGAAUUCCAGCACUCGGGAGGCAGAGGCAGGCGGAUCUCUGUGAGUUCGAGGCCAGCCUGGGCUACAGAGCGAGUUGUAGAACAGCCAGGGCUGCACAGCGGAACCCUGUCUCAAAAAACCCACAGUUCACGAAAACAAAAGGUGAUGGUGUUGCUAUGAACAUACUCCCACUGCUAUUUUAUACAUAUGCUUCAUUUCUCUUGAGUGUAUUGCUAUUUUAUACAUAUGCUUCAUUUCUCUUGAGUGUAUUGUUAUUUUAUACAUAUGCUUCAUUUCUCUUGAGUGUAUUGUUAUUUUAUACAUAUGCUUCAUUUCUCUUGAGUGUAUAUGCAGUAAUGGAACAGCAAGGCCAUACAUUACCACUUCUGUUUGUUUGUUUGUUUGUUUAGAGAUGGGAUCUCUCUACAUAGCCCUGGCUGUCCUGGGACUCCCUAUGUAGACCAGGCUGGCUUCACACUAACAGAUCUUUCUGCCUCUGCAUCCCAAGUGCUGGAAUUAAAGGUGUGCAUCACCUUACCCUGUACUUUCCUUUUACUUUUUAAGGAACUGCCAAACUGCUUUCUAGUGUGCACCAUUUUAUCUCUCCCUACUGCAUUUUAUCAAGAUUCCAGUUUCUUUAAAUCUUCACUAGCAUCUUUAUUUUGUCUCUUUUGUUUGUUUUUUGAGACAGGGUUUCUCCGUGUAGCCCUGGCUGUCCUGGAACUCAUUCUGUAGACCAGGCUGGCCUCCAACUCCUCAGAGAUCUACUUGUCUCUGCCUCCUGAGUGCUGUAACUAAAGUCCUCUGCCACCCCCCUGGCUUUAUUUUGUCAUUUUAAUUAUGGCCAUCCUGGUAACUAUGAAGUGGUAUACCUACAGUGUUAGUCUGACUGUUUUUGAUACAAUGUCUCACACUCUAGUUCAGGAUAGCUUGAGGAACUCACUAUGUAGCCCAGCCUCAAAUUUGUGACAAUGUACAUGCCUUAUCCUGUCAAACGCUGGAAUCAUAGGCAGUCAUCAUCAUGCCUGGUUCUGUAUAUCUUCUUUGAAGAAACAGUCAAAAAACCCAUUAGUUAAUGGAAAGAUAAACUGUUGUACAUUCACAUCAAGAAAUAAAAAAGAAAUAAAAGCCCACGCUUUUAGUCCCAGCACUCAGCAGACAGAGGCAGGCCUGGUGUACAGAACGAGUUCCAGGACAAUCAGAGCCACCCAGAGAAACCUUGUCUCAAAAAACAAACAAGUGGGCUGGAGAGAUGGCUCAGAGGUUAAGAGCACCGACUGUCCUGAGUUUGAUUCCCAGCACCCACAUGGUGGCUCACAACCAUCUGUAAUGAGAUCUGGCACCCUCUUCUGUGUACAUAAUAAAUAAAUAAAUCUUUAAAAAAAUAAACAAGCAAAAAGGGGAGUAAAAAAGGAAAAAAGAGAGAGAGAGAGAGAGAGAGAGAGAGAGAGAGAGAGAGAGAGAGAGAGAGAGCAGAGGUACUGGAGAGGUUGCUCAGUGGUUAAGAGCACUUGCUCCUCUUCCAAAGGAUCCAAGUUUGGUUUCCCUGUAUCCAUGUCAGGUGGCUCAUCUGUAACUCUGAACUCCAGGGGAUCUGGUGCAGUCAGGCCUCUGCACAUGGUGUAAGUUACACAGAUAUAUACAUACAAAUAAAUAAAAACAGUCAAUAUAAAUAAAAAAGAAGGGAAGAGGAACCUACUGAUACAGCAGAUGAAUCUCUAGGGUGCUAUGCCAAGUAAAAUAAGCCAGUUUUAGAAAGUUUCAAUACUGCUGAUUAAUUUUUCCCCCUUUUAAAAUUACUUGUCUCUUUCUGUUUAAGGUAUAAUUUUAAAAUAUAUAUUUUGGAUAACUUUUGCCAGGCAGUGGUGGCACACACCUUUAGUCCCAGCACUCGGGAGGCAGAGGCAGGUGGAUCUCUGAGUUUGAGGCCAGCCUGGUCUACAGAGCCAGUUCCAGAACAGCCAAGGCUAUGCAGAGAAACUGUUUCAAAACAAAUUUUGAUUUUGCUUUAGUUUUGGUAUAUGGAAUAAACUUGUGGCCUUGUUCAUGCUAAGCGUGGGCUCUACUACUGAGCUGUCCCCAAGUCCCUUAGUUUAGAUAAGUUCUUUAUUAGACAUAUGAUUGUCAAAUAUUUUUUAUCAGGCAUGUGGCACACACCUCUAAUCCCAGCACUUGAGAAAUGGAGGCAGGAGGAUCACAAAUUCAUGACCAGCCUAAACUACAUAGCAAGACCCUCUCUCUCUCUCAAAAAAAAAAAAAAAAAAAUGCUCAGUAGUGGCGGCACAUGCCUUUAAUCCUAGUACUCAGGAAGCAGAGGCAGGGGGAUCACUGAGUUUAAGGCCAGCCUGGUCUACAGAAAAAGUUCCUGGACAACCAGGGCUACCCAGAGAAACCCUGUCUUGAAAAACCAAAAAAGUAAAAUUAAAAAAACUAAAACUCGCCGGGCGGUGGUGGCGCACGCCUUUAAUCCCAGCACUCGGGAGGCAGAGCCAGGCGGAUCUCUGUGAGUUCGAGGUCAGCCUGGGCUACCAAGUGAGUUCCAGGAAAGGCGCAAAGCUACACAGAGAAACCCUGUCUCGAAAAAACAAAAACAAACAAACAAACAAACAAAAAAACUAAAACUCAAUUAGUGAAUAAAAAUUAUCUUUCUCAAUCUGUGGGAUAUUACCCAAGACUUACUAUAAAUCUGUAGUAAUCAAGACAAUGUCAUUGUGGCUAAACAUAGACAUGUAAAUCAGUGGGACAGAAUGGAGUCCAGAAGCUGUCUUAUAAAAAUAUGGCUAAUUUGGGCCAGCAAGUUGGCUUAGUGGAUAAAGGUGCUUGUAACCAAGCCUGAUGACCAGAGUCUCAUCCCUAGGAUCCACAUGGUAGAAGACAAGACCUGACUCUGUCAAAGUUGUCCUCUGACCUCCAGUUAUGUGCCAUGGCACAUGCACACACAAGAAAUGAAAUGUAAUAAAAUAUGGCUAAUUAAUGUUUACACUCCCUCUUGGCAAAGAUGCAGAGAAGUGAUAGCUAAUUAGCAUGGGGGGCGGGGGCGCACGUGUAAGCCUGAGGAUCGAGUCCAGGGCCUCACACAAGCUAGGCAAGCACAUAUCCCCAGCCUAGCCAAUUAAAUUUGUACCAAUAAGUGUGAAAAGUGAAUCUAUUAGAGAGCUUAGAGUCUUUGCAACAAUUAACCGUGGAGCAGAUGUCCAUGGCCAAAAGUAAUUAACAGAGGCCUGACCCUCAUACCUCGAACAAAAAUGAUCUCAAAAUGAACCAUCUGUACAAACACAAGACAAACUAUGACACUUUUAGAAGAAAAUAUAGAUUACAAAUCUUUGUGUUUUGUGGAUAGGCAGUGAAUUCUUAAGAAUUCUUUCUUAAACUGGGUGUGGUGACCCAUACCUUUGAUCCCAGCACUAGGGAGGUAGAGGCAGGUGGGUCUCUAUGAGCCAGCCUGGUCUACAUAGCAAGUUCCAGGACAGCCAAGGCUACAAUAGUGAGACUCUUUCUCAAAAAAUAAAUUCUUUCUUCCACUUAAUUUAAUUUAAUUUUGAGAUAGGGUCUCACUACGUAGCCCUGGCUGGCCUGGAACUCACUAUUUAGACUAGGUUGCCCUCAGGUUCACCAAGAUGCAUCUGCCUCUGCCUCUUGAGUGCUGAGAUUAAAGCCAUGCACCACAGUCCAAAAGAAUGAGUUCUAAAAUAGGAGCUUGAUAAAUUAGAUUGCAUAAAAUUCAAACUUUGGUUCUACAAAACUUUCCUAAGAUGAACUGAGGGCUGGGUGAGUUGUCUCACUAAUAGUGGGUAGAGGCACUUAGCACCUCUUAACAAUGUGAGUUAGCUGUCCCCUGACUUCCACACAUGCGUUGUGGCACAUGCAUGCCCCUUCACACAAAAUAAACAAAUGAUAAAUGGAAAAAAAUUGAAAGAUGAAAUUAAAAAAUAAAAAACUGAUGGAAAGUAUUUGCAAACAACAUAUCAGACAAAAAGAAACGCAUCCAAAUUGUACACAGAAUGCCCAUAAGCCGCCAGUAAGAAAGUAGCCUAGUUUAAAAGUGGACAGAGUACUUGAGCAAAGAGGCUACUGUAGAUAACAUAUAGAUGGCAAAUAGCCACAUGAAGAGAUCUUCCACUUCACUGGCCAUCAGAGAAAUACAAUUCUCAGCCAUGAUGUUACAUCACUAUUUACCUGUCAAAACACUAAGAUUCAAAAACUCUGGCAGUGAUACACACAGGAAUACAAAACAGCAAAGAUACUCAUGAAAACAGUUUGUCAUUUCUAAUAAGGUUAAAUAUGCAUUUUGCAUAUGCCAGCACAUCUACUCCAGGAUAUAGAUACAUCUACAGACACAGGGAUAGAGAAACAGAAACCUAUGUUCAUGCACAGACUUCUCUGUGAAUGUUCAAACUGUCUUUAUUUUGUAAUAACCCCACACUAGAAACUGUCCAAAAGUCCUUCAGUGAACGAAAGGACAAACUGCUGCAUAUUUACAUCAUAAAAUAAAAAGUAGCCAAUAGCUGAUACUGCAGAUGAAGCCACAAAACAGUCGGCAGGAUGAAAGAAGCCAGUCUUAAAGGAUAUAACACUGUGUGAUUCCAGUCACACAAUUUUUUGAAAAAGAUGGAUUAGCAUGGCUUAGGUCAGGAGCAAGAGGAAGAUGAGGCAGCAAAUGGGUGGCUGUGGGGGUUUCUGGGAUGGCCGGGCUAUUCUAUAUCCUGAUUGUGACUUGGUUACAUAAAUCUAUAUACGUGUCAAUUCAGAGGACAAUGAGCAAAUCAACUUCACUGCAUAUUGAGAUAAAUUAAAAGAAUCGUAUGUUUCACCAGACACUGGUUGCUGUGGAGGGCUAUGGGGCAAAUUGACGAUUUUCUUUGGUUAACCUGUCACCUCCUGGUGGGAGCAGACUUCCAUCCUCUUCCCUCAGUGCUGAGUGAGAGGGGCCUACUACUUCCUUGAAGGAAACCCAAGAGUCACGGGAACUAGGGGACACGGGUGGCACAAGCAAUUUGUGAUUCUGAAAUGAGUGGGGACAGUGCAGAUCUGGACACAAGGAAUGACCUCCUGACAUGGCUGGGCCGCUAUCUCUCCUGGAUUCUGUGCAGGACUAUGACCAACACCCCACCCACCCCCUUUAGACCGAGGGGAGUGGGCAGGAGCGAUAGCGCUUGACCUCCAAGUCCCACCAGGCCCUGAUUCCCAUUGUUGCUGUGUCUGAUAACAGGCCCCACCCUGCAAGCCCCCUCCCCUCUCCCAAGCAGUGGUCACAGCCAGGCAGGCCCCUGACUUUGUGUAUAUAAGGGGACACUGAGGACAAGCACCAUCAGGCCAGUCCUGAGUGCAUUCAAGCUCCAGCACAGCCUCCAACACUCACCACCACCACCAUGUCUCUGAUGAAGAAUGAGAGAGCUAUCAUCAUGUCCAUGUGGGACAAGAUGGCUUCCCAGGCUGAGGCCAUCGGCACUGAGACUCUGGAGAGGCUCUUCUGUAGCUACCCCCAGACGAAGACCUAUUUCCCGCACUUCGACCUGCACCACGGGUCGCAACAGCUGCGUGUCCACGGCUCCAAGAUCUUGGCUGCUGUAGGCGACGCGGUUAAGAACAUCGACAACCUCUCGAGUGCUCUGACCAAGCUGAGCGAGCUGCAUGCCUACAUCCUGCGUGUGGACCCGGUCAACUUUAAGCUCCUGUCCCACUGUCUGCUGGUCACCCUGGCCUCACGCUUCCCGGCCGACUUCACCGCUGAGGUCCACGAAGCCUGGGACAAGUUCAUGUCUAUCCUGUCUUCCAUCCUGACUGAGAAGUACCGCUAAGCGCCACCGCCACGACCCCCAAGAUGGGCUACGACCCCUCUCCUCCCCUUCACUGAACCCUCCCUAGGGUCUUUCCAGUAGCCCCCAAUAAAUGGUUGAAAAUAGAAAUAACUGGUCCUGUGUUCUCGUUCUCUGAGGGAAACGGGAAUGGGGACGCAACGGGAUGCACAGGGGCUUCCAGGAACGUUGUGGAUCCUAGUGCCACACACUGCCUGAAGGACAUUCCUAGGGUGGUUGGGGGAGGGUCUUGCGCUUAAGAGCCCCCAGAGUCACAGCACGCAGGAAGCAGAGCAUCCCAGGGCCAUCCCACGCGGGUCCUCGGUCAGAUGUGCAGCUGGGCUUCUCCUUCCCAAUCGCUUCGCACAGAGCGGUGGUGGGUGUCAGGAAUUCCCCAAAGUCUGACAUCCCAGCUCCUGCCGCCCUAGCAGCUGGGGGGGAGGGGUGUCCCUGUCCUUAAAGGGACAGAUGAUUUCCUGGCUGGAUUCUUUCUGGCUCCCUCCAGACAGAGCAGUAACUGGCUUCUAAGGAGUAAUUACAGGUUCUGAGAGUUCAAAACGAAGACACCCACCACAGGAUUGAGCCAAGCCAGAAGCCCCAUCCGCAGGCCUCACUCCGGGCAUGUUUCUGUAGACAGGCGGAGGGGCUCUGCGUCGCUACUGAGCUCAGCGGG